CUAAUAUCAUACCUUUCUAAACUACAUAUCUUCCUUCUUAGCUUUCUCCUUUCCCAAUAUCUCUUAGCUAAUGGAUGUCCAUAGACACUUCAAUGUUUCGACGAAGGCUAAGCACAUCGUGGCAGCGGCCGUGCCACUGCAGGAUCACCGGCUACCCUUAACAAACUUGGACUUUCUGUUACCCCCAUUAGAUGUUAAUGUUUUUUUCUGUUACAAAAAUAGUGUUACUACGAUACUUGAUGACGAAGGGCAACAAAAUGAUACGUUCAAGUUUAAGGUGAGUGUACUAAAGAAAGCCUUAGCUGAAGCACUUGCGUACUUCUAUCCCUUUGCAGGUGAAGUCGUUAAGAACUCCGGUGGCGAGCCGGAAGUUCUAUGCAACAACCGCGGUGUCGAGUUUGUUGAAGCAUUUGCGGAUGUUGAUCUUUUUGAGCUUGAUUUGUAUAAUCCGGACCAAAGUAUUGAAGGCAAAUUGGUGCCUAGGAAGAAAGAUGCCGUGUUCUCGGUUCAGGUGACCGAGUUGAAGUGUGGGGGAACAUUAGUGGCUUGUGCAUUUGACCACCGAGUUGCAGACGCCUACUCAGCAAACAUGUUUUGGGUCACAUGGGCCGAAAUGGCAACCUUAAAGCCCAUUUCAACAACACCUUAUUUUCACCGAUCUAUUGUUAGCCCAAGAAGCCCACUUAACUACAACUCCACAUUUGAUGAAAUGUAUAUACCCAUUUCAUCCCUCUCAAAUUCAAAUCCAAAUCCAAAUCCAAAUCAAAAUAUGGACCCACUUAUUACCCGAGUUUAUUAUGUCUCAAAAUACCAACUUGAUACCCUUCAAUCAUUGGCUCAAAAUGAAUGUUGCAAGAAAAUUAGCAAACUUCAAAGUUUUAGUGCUUUUCUUUGGCAAGUUAUUGCUUCUCAUGCUUGUCAACUUGGAAUGGAUUAUGUGAACAAGAUUAGUAGGAUGGGCAUCGUUGUAGAUGGCAGAAAUAGAUUAAGCAACGAAGAAAGCAAGGAGAAAGCACAAGCUUUUAAUUCAUACUUUGGAAACGUGUUAUCAGUACCAUUUGGUGAGCAAAAAUGUGGUGAUUUAAAAGACAUGCCAAUAAAUAAAAUGGCAAAAUUGGUGCAUGACUUCCUAGCAAAAUCAGUAACAAAGGAUCACUUCUUGGGCCUCAUUGAUUGGGUUGAGGCACACCGCCCCGUGCCCGCCAUGACAAAGAUCUAUUGCACCGAGGACGGUGAUGGGCCGGCCUUUGUGGUGUCGUCGGGCCUAAGGUUUCCGGUCUCUAAAGUGGAUUUUGGAUGGGGAACACCAACUUUCGGAUCAUACCAUUUUCCAUGGGGUGGUAGUUGUGGUUAUGUGAUGCCUAUGCCAACUCCAUUAGAAAAUGGAGAUUGGGUUGUGUACAUGCACCUUCACAAAGACCAACUUGACUACAUUGAAGCUCAAGUUCCCAAUGUGUUCAAACCCUUUUAUUUGGAGAUGAUUAAGUUCAAUUAACCAUGUCACUUAAGUAGAAUUAGGCAAUAUAAAUAUAAAUAUGUACUUUUUUUUAUAACAUUUCACAAGGAUCUUAUAGGGGAUUACAUGUUGUAAUAGGUAUUAGGGGAUGAAGUUAUUAGAUUAACCAUCCUCAAAAUUGUGUGUGUGUGAAAUUGGAUAAGUAUGUAUGUAGUAUAGCAUAAUCUCGUAUUAACACUUAGUUUCUCUUAGAAAUGGAUUGUUAAUUUUUAUUAUUUAUUUUUUUAAAGGUAAUUAGAAGUUAGGAAAUGUUCAUUUAAGACUAAACCCUAACUUGUCUUAAAAAAAAAAAAAAAGAUAAAAUUUACCAUCUUAAAAAGGUUCAGUAUCUUGGUGGGCUGAGUUUGCAUUCAAUAGCAUGAUGCUUCUCUAUGGAUGUAGAAAGAGUUGACAAUUAGAUGAUUUCAAAACAACUGUUUAACGUCCUCUAUCCAUUAGCAAAUUUUAAUUUUCUAAGGGCACCACUAAUCUUUACCUUAUAAAAUAUUAAUGAUAUUUAAGUAAGUUAUUAUCUUCAGUGAAAAACACACAUGAUACUAUGAGCUUUUGAUAAGAGCAA
This is a messenger RNA of Chenopodium quinoa (quinoa), 2075 nucleotides long. Its product is annotated as shikimate O-hydroxycinnamoyltransferase-like. NCBI's taxonomy places the organism in Eukaryota, Viridiplantae, Streptophyta, Magnoliopsida, Caryophyllales, Amaranthaceae. The record is from RefSeq and is a predicted model, not a curated record. The coding region runs from base 71 to 1495 and encodes 474 amino acids. The transcript has 4 exons. Gene Ontology annotation, molecular function: acyltransferase activity, transferring groups other than amino-acyl groups.